Molecule: messenger RNA, 1428 nt
Organism: Cicer arietinum (chickpea)
Lineage: Eukaryota; Viridiplantae; Streptophyta; Magnoliopsida; Fabales; Fabaceae
Molecular function (GO): ubiquitin binding
Source: RefSeq, a predicted model, not a curated record
CAGGAUAUAUAAAUAAAAAUUCUCCUCAAUAUUCUUCACUUGUCCUCUCAACUCCACCAUCAGAAACCUAACCCUCACGAAAAACACACUUUCUCAUUUUCUUAUUAUUUUACAUAAAAAAUCAAAUUCAUAUUAAACCUUCUUUCUUCUUCGUUUUCUCUAAACCCUAACCCUAAUUGAACUGAAGUUGAAUUGAAUUUGAAAUUGAUUAUAGAAUAUAGAUCGAGGAAGGAAAAACGAAGAGGGGGAAAUUGGAUCGAAAUUUGUAGUCAGCAUCGAACGAACGAUGUCUGCUGCUGUGUGCGGAAGUAAGAGAUCUUUCUUUGAAGAACUUCCUCCUUCUCCGCCACUUUCAAAGAGGAUUCGUUGUUCCUCUUCUAAUUCUCCGAUUCGUUUUCCGACUCCUUCUCUCUUCGAUCAGCUUCGUAAUCUUUUCCCUCACAUGGACCAUUUGGUUCUUGAGAGAGCUUUGCAAGAAUGUGACAAUGAUCUAGAUGCUGCCAUCAAGAGCCUGAAUGAGCUUUGCUUGGGAACUGCAGGUGGGAAUUUUGGAACUGCCGAAGAAUCACAGAUUGAUGUUAAUGUGGAUACAGGUAAAUUGCAAGAUGAUGGGAAUGCUUCUGCUUCUGAGAAUCAUACUACUUUGAACAACCUUCCUGCAGAUGGAGCAGAAUGGAUUGAAUUUUUUGUUCGAGAAAUGAUGGUUGCUACCAGUGUUGACGAUGCUAGAGCCCGUGCUGCUAGAAUGCUGGAGGUUCUAGAGAAGUCAAUCAGUGAACGAGCUAGGGCUGAGGCAACAGAUGCUCUUCAGAAGGAAAAUUUGAUGCUGAAAGAGCAGAUUGAAGUGCUGAUUAAGGAGAAAAAUUCUUUCAAAAAUGCAUUUAGGAUCCAACAUGAACGUUUUUCUGAUUAUGAGAAUAAGAAUCAAGAAUUGCAGAAUUUGAAGCAGUUGGUGUCUCAAUACCAGGAGCAGAUCAGAACUCUUGAGGUGAAUAACUAUGCUUUGGCAAUGCAUUUGAAGCAGGCUCAACAGAGCAACGCAUUUUCAGGGCAUUUCCCACCAGAUAUCUUCUAACUAAAUAAAUGUGUAGAAAUGUCAUAAUAAAGGUGACAAAUAGUUGCAUCAAGUUAAUUAUGUUCUCUCUGUUUUUAAUCCCGAAAAGGCCAAGUGUUGUUAUAGUUUGCGGAGCUUCUGUUGCAAGCGUGGUUCCUGUUUCUAUAGUUCAAGAGUGAUUCUAUUUCUAUCCUAUCUACCCGAUAUAGAACUUGACAGAUUCUUCUUAUCCAUAAAUCAUUCCCAUAUUCUGCCUAUUUUUGGCUUUUAUUUGUUGUCAUUACUGAGUAUAAACAAUGUUAAAUAUCAGUUUGAUAUUAUCACUGUUGACUAUUGGAAGUUUGAUAUGAGCAGAGUUUAAAUUUGCCGUGAUA